Molecule: messenger RNA, 1413 nt
Organism: Huiozyma naganishii CBS 8797
Lineage: Eukaryota; Fungi; Ascomycota; Saccharomycetes; Saccharomycetales; Saccharomycetaceae
Gene: GFD2
Product: Gfd2p
Exons: 1
Coding region: 1-1413 (470 amino acids)
Cellular component (GO): nucleus
Molecular function (GO): nucleic acid binding
Source: RefSeq, a predicted model, not a curated record
AUGACAGUUUCUGCGCUGGAUCUGAAGCAAUUCAUCAAUAAUGGGCGUGUCACAGUAACGCCCGCGUCUAAAAAAGAUGAGCUCAGUGGUCCUAUGGCAGGGCUGAAACUGACCGGUGAAUCGUACCUUCUCGACAACUUUGAGCAUUACGCGAAAUUGAGACACGUUGCAUAUUCAGAGCAAACAGGUGGCCAGGACGCCGCCCUCUCGGAGUAUCUUGCGGAGCUGGAAACAACCUUCAACGAACGGUACAACGCGAGCAACGAAGAACUGGAGGCACUUAAAGAUGAUGCGAAAAUUGAAUGGUGUAAGGGAGAAGGUAUUGAUGCGCCCAUAGUAGACGGGAAAUGCAUUCUUACAGCGGAGCAAAUGAAGAACCAAGAGCUGAGAAAGAAGCUCGAUACCUUGACCAGAGAAUACUACCCACACGUAUACGCCAAGCCGGGAACGGACAAAUUCAGCUUUAUAUCCAACAGUAUUAGGUUGGUAUCGGAGAAUCAAACUAUAUGUUUCUCUGUCGACACGGAACAAUACGAGUUCGACCACGACGAGAUCAUGGAGAUCGGUAUAUCCGUGUACGACCCAAGAGAGAACUUGAACACACGGACGAUCCCGAUCACCAGAAACUACCAGCUGGUCGUAAGAGAGUCCAUUGGCCAACGGAACCGCAAACACGUCUGCGAUUACAAGGAUUGCUACCUUUUGGGCGAAUCCCUUGUACUGAGCCGCAAAGAGUGCGUCCGUUUCAUUCAGCAUUUGGUAAAUUACUACUUUAUUUGUACUACUCCAGAGGACAGGACGUGGUCACGGGCCAUCUUAGCGCACAACGCGAGUGGAGAUAUACACCUUUUGAAAGAUAUGGGGGUCAAAUUCCCUUGCCCUAUAGACUACGAUCUGAAGACUCUCUCCUCGAAUAGCAUAUACGUGCUGGAUACUGAGAAAUUGCACAAGUGGUGUUACGGUGAAAUAUGUUGUAACCUUGGUAGAAUGUUGCAACUUCACCGAAUCCCACAUUCAUUCCUGCAUAACAGUGGCAACGAUGCACACUACACUUUACAGUUGCUUUUGGCCCUCUGCGAUAUAAACCAUAGAAGGGUGUACCGAUUGGAUGAUCUUAAGUACAUGGGUGACAAGAUCAGGACAUUCCUACGAGAAAUCAAGGAAUCUCCGGGGAAAGUUCUGCCCAUGAGUUACGCUGUUGCCGUGUUGGAGCACUUAGAUCCCGCACCGGCACCUCCACCCGCACCGGCACCUCAGAAACCCGACAAGGGCAAGCAGAAAAGCGAUAAGGGCAAGAAGAAAAAUCGCAGGGAGAGGAAGCAACGUUUCAGGGAACUUCUCCCACAGACGGAGUUCCACGGAAUGCGGGCCUACGACACUGCAGAGAGGGCAUUUCUGGCAACUCUCAAAUAG